AUGUCAUCGUCGAGUUCUUCUCAUUUAUCAACAAUGCCAUCAUCAUCACGAAUUACUUCUUCAAAUUGUCAUAGUGCUUCUGCAUCUGCAAAUUCUUCUCAAUCAUCAAUAUCCAUUAUCACUCGUGAUUCAUCGAAUGCUGCCAAUUCAUCAUUAUGCAUGCAGCAGUAUACAACUGAUCGAAUUAAAUUUCUAUUGAAACAACAACCAUCGACAUAUAAGGUUCUUGAAAAUGAGAAAAAUAAAUCUUCAAUAUGUUGGAAGGUGUUUGGUUUUCCAGCUAAAAAAAUACAAAAUACUAAUGAAUAUCAAAAGAUUGAUGGUUUUACAAGUUGUCAAACAUGUUAUCAAACAUUUUCUUAUACAUUAAUUACUGGUACUAGAAAUAUGCUUUCUCAUUCAUGUGUUAAAAAUUUAUCAAAUACGAAUAUAACAAAAUUUAUAUCCUCAUCAUCUUCCAGUCAAGUUAAGCCUAAUGAUAUGAUGAAAAUCUAUGAAAAAGUUAAAUUAAGAUCAAAAUUUGGUGAAUUUGAUGUCAAUUGUACUUUACGUGGUGCCGAUACAAUAUCUAAUCAUAUUUAUGAUUUAGCUGAUGAUUAUCGUUUAAAAUUAAAGGAUAUUCUUCGAGAACCACUUGAAAGUGGUGCUAUUUGCGUUAGUCCUGAUCUUUGGUCAGACGAUCACAAGAAAAUCUCUUAUUUGGGCAUUACAGCAAUGUUUACUACCUCAAAUUAUAAAUAUAAAACUGUUGAUUUAUGUUGUAAACCAUUUUUUGGUGAUGAUCAAACGUGGGGAAAAUAUAUUAAUUGUAAGUAUAACUUUUUCAAAUACAAAAUUAUUCAUUUUCACGUUCUUUCUAUACGGUAUACUCAUGUAAAUGUUAAUAGAAUCUAAAAUUUAUCCUUCAUAUCAACAAUUCUUUUAUUUAAACUGAUUUAAAACUAUACUACUACAGCCAGUUUUGAAUUGGUUAUAUGACUAUGAGACAAAAAUGUAGCAAUUUUUUCUUUAGUGGAAUAUAAUGGAGAUGCUUAUUUAUUUAAUAUUGUGAAUGAGUAGGACAUAUAAAUAAUCUAUUAGCUAUUUGAGUGGAAUCUCUAAAUUCAAAUAUAAUAAAGUGAAUCUUUAUUUCUUUUGAUUUUUAAUUCAAAUUCAACAUUUAAAAUAAUAUUUUUUAAUGGUGUUUUAUCUAUAUAACAAUAUUUUCCAAAGGAAAUAGUUAAAAGGAGGACUUUUCAUCCAAGAUAAAACUUAUUUCAUAACAUAAACGAGGGUGUGGGUGUGGGUGUCGGUAUGGUUGUGAGCUGUGAACAGAGAAUAGAUACCCACACCCUCACGUUUAAAAUUAUUAGAAAAAUUCAACAUAAACCUCCAAAGGGGAGGAAGAAGCUGACUGAGAGCAGUAGGUGUGGAGAUAGUCACCAGAUUCAUGAAGGGCAAACUGUGGUACUCUACUGUCACGGAGUGAUCACGUUUCGCCUCGUGAUGUUUCUAUCUAACUGUAGCUUUCUUUCACAACGCGUUCACUUUUUCUUUUCUUUCCUCUCCUAUGGAUUUUUCCCUUCCUGUCCUCUGCAUUAUCACAUAUCGGAUUUUUCCUUUUCAUAUACUUAUUGUGAGUGCGGGUGUGGGUGUGUGAGUGGGCAUCAGUCUUCUCUCAAUCCACACCCAUACCCGCACCCUCCUUACUUCUGAUUUGUUCUUUUUAAGUCAUGUAUUUUGAUAAUCGGAUUGAUAAAUUUAGAUUGACAAAAAUUUAUUGAAUCAAGAAAUAUAUUCUAAAUAAUUCAAAUUUCAAUAAAUGUAAGUUAGCAAGAAUUUUAGUUUAGAAUAAAUUAAGAGGAAAAUGCCAUACCUAUUAGGGACUAAAAAUGAGUCGAACCGAACCCGAACCUGUAAAACUCGAUUCUAUUCAGUCUCUGACUCACACUCACAUCCAUCUGAUUUCUGAGAUGGAGUAGUAGAAAGUCGGCAACUCAACAAGGAUGUUGAAAAGAAUACAGGGGCCAUGUAAUGAAUGUUACAAGUAGGUCAUAUAAAACCUUGAAUCAUGUGUCUUGAGAGAUAUUGUGACAUCCAAGACAUAAGAAAAUGUGAUCACUGCUGUCGCACAACCAAAUAUUAGCAAUGAUUUUAGAUACAAGUACGAAUGUAUAUAUAGACUUGCGACAACACGAAAUAAGAUACGUCAAAUAUAAUUUCGAACAUGCGGAUCUAUCAUAUAAUGAGAAACCGAAAUGGUCUGUGCUCGGAAGUCUUUUGGCUUUCACGAUUUGGAUUCUAGAUGAAAUUGAUGAUAAGCCUCGUCGGGCAACAGUCUAUCAUGGAUGACACGACAUACAAAUCGAUCCAUUGAUAUUUAAGAACUAUGGGGCGACGAAACAUUAUUCAAAAAAUCACAAACCAAUGUUUAGAUAUGGCGCAUUCAUCAGAAUGUAGGUGUGGACCUUCUUAUUGCUCGCACUCACACACACUCUCAAAUGUAACGCUUUUAUUGGCAUGUUUUUUAUGUACUUUUAAUGAUUCUCAUAGCAUGAAAAUAAUGUAGAAUGCAUUAUUUUCAUGAAUGCAGAAUUUUAAUUAUGCUCAAUGACUUUGAAAAACACGCAGUUUUUUGUCCAAUUCAUCAUCAGAAAUUUCAGCAUUCGUUUACUUCGA
This is a messenger RNA of Rotaria sp. Silwood1, 2658 nucleotides long. The record is from the annotation of a GenBank genome assembly. NCBI's taxonomy places the organism in Eukaryota, Metazoa, Rotifera, Eurotatoria, Philodinida, Philodinidae.